CUUCGAUCCACCGCUGUGCCGUGCCGUGCCGUCCUCGCCCAGAAGCAGCAGCAGAAGCACGUCAAGCGAACGAGACACGUCUGACCGGGCCAACCCCGGGGCGUGCCGAGUCCCCAACCCCACCGAUCCGAUCGGCAAAUCCCAAGGCAGCACUAGUAGUAGUUGGUUCCCCCCACAGAUCCCGACGCCCCCACCGCACCGCCCCACCUCCUUCUCCCAAAACUCGCGCACCACAGGGAAACGGGUGAAUUGCCCGCCGGACAUCCUUCCUUCCGCGCCAUGGCCGAGUGCCGCAGCCUCAUCGAGUUCCUCCGCGCGUUCGAGCACCGCCGCAGGGCCGCGGACUCCUCUUCCUCCUCCUGCUGCACCGCCCGAUCCAAGCGCGCCUCCUCCCCCUCCGCCUCCUCCAGGCACCACCACCACCUCACCUCCUCCUCUUCCUCCUCCUCAUGCGACCACUGGCCGAUGGCCGCGGUCGACGCGCUCGUGCUCCUCGCCGUGCCGGCCGCGCUGGGCUUCCUCGUGAUCCCGCACGUCAAGCUGCUGCUGCUCGAGAUGGCCGCGCUGCUCCACCCGGCCGCGUCCUGCUGUCUCUCCUCCGUCUUCGCCUUCGCCGCCGCCGCCGCGGCCGUCGCCGGGGCGGCGCUCGGGUGGGGGGUCAUGGGCCACCACACGCGCAAGUGCGGCAGGCCGCGGUGCAGGGGCCUCAAGAAGGCCGUCGAGUUCGACAUCCAGCUCGAGACGGAGGACUGCGUGCGCGGCCGCCCGCCGCGAUCGCCGCUGCUCGCGGCCCAGGGGGCGCGCCCCGUGGAUCUCGGGGACGCGCACCGCGAGCUUGAGGCCGAGCUCCGCAAGAUGGCGCCGCCCAAUGGCCGCACCGUGCUCAUCUUCCGCGCUCCCUGUGGCUGCCCCAAGGGCCGCAUGGAGGUCUGGGGCCCAAAGAAGGUGCGCCGGAUCAAGAAGUAGAGAGGGAACAACUUUCUCCGAACAAACAAGGGCUCCUCGAUGUUCCUUCUCAGCACUAAUAAGUAGUACUAGGUGAAAUAUAAGCUGCACCCUUGGUAAUAACUAUAGGGACAGGGAAUAAGGGAUGAUAGAAAAGGUUAGAUCGGAUGAUAGACUAUACAUUAUAUGCGAUCAUGCAGAGAAUGAUUGAACAUAAAUAUAUGGCUGCUUGUUCAUUCUCUGUUUUUUCAUGAGAUUCUGGAUAAACAAUCGCAGACUACAUACUGUCAUACCUGGUUGCUGUUCUUGCCAGUUGCUUUGUUGCCGCUGACUUUGCAUACCUGACAGUAGUUUGUGUUGAUUUGCACUUUAUGAAGAGCUACUUUCACCUGAUUCA
Brachypodium distachyon (stiff brome) is the source of this 1342-nucleotide messenger RNA. RefSeq lists its product as uncharacterized. NCBI's taxonomy places the organism in Eukaryota, Viridiplantae, Streptophyta, Magnoliopsida, Poales, Poaceae. The record is from RefSeq and is a predicted model, not a curated record. The coding region runs from base 280 to 966 and encodes 228 amino acids. The transcript has a single exon.